UUUUUUUUUAAGUUGCCGGGAUGUCACGUGUCCGUGCUACUUAUAUCAGUCCUACUUAUAACUUCUAUUCGAUCAAAUAAACCACAUGUUGCAAAUAAACCAUUCCAUUUUCGUUAACCAAAUUCGACACUCUCGUUGACCUCCAUACAAAAACUCAUCGCUAGGUGAGUGGGAAAAAACGCCAACUGCUGGAGAAGACAGGUUUUGGGCAAAAUUAUACCCUUCGCUUUGCCUUUUACUCUGCUAUACAGGCGCCAUACUGAAUCGAUUCAAUUAUGCUGAGCCGCAAGACACCGGUCUAUGGCCAGUGAGGUGAACGGGCAAAAGUGGUGAGGGAGGAGUGUCCUUAUCAAAUCUAACAGUAAUCUGCACCGCUCGGCCAUGUUGUCAACGAGGCAGCAUGGUGCAUGCCAAAAAUAUACAUCUCUUUUACAUUAAAUAUAUGCUUGAAUUUUAAAACUAGUUUUCAUUGGGAAGGCAGAUAAAGCGUUUUAUUCAAAAGCAAUCACGUUUGCAUGUUAAAACACAGAAUUCUACUCAUUAUUCAUCUUGCAUAAUGACAUCACUUUUGUUUUGCGCCGACUUCGCCGUGGGCUUUGAACGGGGCACCUGGCUCACGCCCGGGGGUUAGACCUUUUCCAAAACGAAUGCAAUCAACUUUCACCCUGUGCAAAACACGCCUACCAUGGCAAUAUUAAUCGAAUCCCCUCACUGUUACACGCUUUCUGACGUUCCACCUAGGGAGGGCUAGAGACCUGACUGGAGAAGCACGGUUGUCUGACAAGAGACGGUUUCUUGGUCUGCUGCUAGCCUUGCGGUUUGAGUUCCAGAGUUAGAGCAAACGUGUUUGAUAGCUUCAUUAAUCUAUUGUAAAACUAAAUAGCUUCGAACUGUUAAACCGUCUGUUAAUUUGCACAAACUGUGGUAGCUAGCCGAACCCCUCAGACCGUUAACACAUUCUUCUGAGUGAAGAGGAGACACUGAGCUAGCUAUCUAUUUAAGACACGUAGAAAGCUAACCGGCUGGCUGGCUAGUACAUUUACUAAUUCAAACGUUCUACCUCAUCGGGGAGAGACAGAACCGUUAUCCAGCGAUAUCAACAACUACCUUAUUGAACAUCUACCGUUGCAUUGAGAUAACAAGUACAUCUGCAAUAUUUUCGAAUUUGGGCACCAUGUUUAAAAGGGAUGGCAAGAAGGACCCAGAACUAUUCCAAAAUGUCUCUGAAGGGCUGAAAAAACUGUACAGGACCAAACUCUUUCCAUUGGAAGACACCUACCGCUUCCACGAUUUCCAUUCACCCGCUUUGGAAGAUGCCGACUUUGACAACAAGCCUAUGGUGCUCUUGGUUGGCCAAUACUCUACAGGUAAAACCACCUUUAUCCGGCAUCUAAUGGAGCAAGAUUUCCCCGGCAUGCGGAUAGGGCCCGAACCGACCACCGACUCCUUCAUAGCGGUCAUGCAUGGAGAGCAGGAGGGGCUGAUCCCAGGCAACGCACUAGUAGUUGACCCCAAGAAACCCUUCAGAAAACUCAACGCUUUUGGCAAUGCUUUUCUUAACAGGUUUGUGUGUGCUCAGAUGCCCAACGCUGUAUUGGAGAGCAUCAGCAUCAUCGACACCCCAGGAAUCCUGUCUGGAGAGAAGCAGAGGCUCAGCAGAGGUUAUGACUUUGCUGCAGUGCUGGAGUGGUUUGCAGAACGCGUUGACCGCAUCAUCCUGCUCUUCGACGCCCACAAGCUGGACAUCUCAGAUGAAUUCUCUGAGGUGAUCCGCGCCCUGAAGAACCAUGAGGAUAAGAUGCGGGUGGUUCUGAACAAGGCUGACCAGAUUGGCACGCAGCAGCUGAUGAGGGUCUAUGGCGCCCUCAUGUGGUCUCUUGGUAAAAUUGUUGGCACUCCAGAGGUGAUCCGGGUGUAUAUCGGUUCUUUUUGGGCUCAGCCGCUCCUGGUCCCAGACAACCGGAAGCUUUUUGAGGCUGAGGAACAGGACCUUUUCAAGGAUAUUCAGGGGCUGCCUCGGAAUGCUGCUCUGAGGAAGCUCAAUGACCUCAUCAAGCGGGCUCGCCUCGCCAAGGUCCACGCUUACAUUAUCAGCUCUCUAAAGAAGGAGAUGCCCAAUAUGUUUGGGAAGGAUAAUAAGAAGAAGGAGCUGAUCGCCAACCUCGGGGAGAUCUACACGAGGAUUGAGAAAGAGCACCAGAUCUCACCUGGAGACUUCCCCAAACUAGCUAAGAUGCAGGAGAUCUUGGCAAACCAGGACUUCAGUAAGUUCCAGGUGGUGAAGCCCAAGCUGCUGGAGGCCGUUGAGGACAUGCUAGCCAAUGACAUCGCCAAACUCAUGACCCUCGUCCGCCAGGAGGAGGCAGCCAUGCCCAGUCAGUCAGUCCAAGGUGGUGCCUUCGAGGGCACCAUGAAUGGGCCCUUCGGCCAUGGCUACGGCGAGGGUGCAGGUGAGGGCAUUGAUGAGCUGGAGUGGGUGGUGGCACGAGACAAACCCACCUACGAUGAGAUCUUCUACACCCUGUCUCCUGUCAACGGCAAAGUGUCUGGUGCCAUGGCCAAGAAGGAAAUGGUGAAGUCCAAGCUGCCCAACACAGUGCUGGGGAAGAUCUGGAAGCUGGCCGACGUAGACAAGGACGGUUUCCUGGACGACGAAGAGUUUUCCCUUGCCAAUCACUUGAUCAAGGUGAAGCUUGAGGGUCACGAGCUUCCCACUGACCUGCCAGAACACCUUAUCCCCCCCUCCAAAAGGGGACUGUAGAAUUGGAAAUCUGUCAUAUAUGGCAUUGGAAUAGGCCUGAACAAGUAGAAUGGUGCUUAGAGGUGUUUGGGAGAGCUGAGUGGAUGGGAUGAGCUAAAAGGGUUAGUAUUUUCGGCCAGGGUAAAUGUGACUGUUAAGUGGGUGUUCGAUAGCAAACCGCCUAGAUAAGGUGUUGUGGGGUAUGGGAAUGUGACAUAAAUUGUGGUGUUGGGGUUAAAGUAAUGUUAGCCUGUAUAUGACAAUUGGCAUAGUCCAUUCAAAAAUAGAAAAAGAGAAAUAAACAUGUUUAACUUAUUCAUCACCUGUGAAUCCCUGAUCUUUAUUAUAUUUCUCAUCAUUUUCAUAAGGCCUUUGAUGUCAUUUGUGCUCAAUCGCAUUUAAAUUUCUCAUUGGGCCAUGUCCAAAAGUGAAUUCAAUUUAUUCCUUUGAUAAAAAAUGUCUCGUAUAAGAGGGUUUGUAUACUUCUACAGGUCACUCAACAAAUCAAAUGAUUAAAGAAAUAAGGGACGCUCAUAACAAAUAUAUGCUGGGGAAAAUUAUAUUUAAUCCUUGUCUUCCAUUAAGUUCGAUAUGAUUUCUCUAAGUUUAGUCAAUUGUUUAUUCUACUUACAAACAUUUAAUCAAAAUAUAUCAUUUCUAAUCAAAACAAUGUGUAUGUUUAGCUUUUCUAAAGCCAUUAUAAAGCAAAGUGUUCUUUGAGUCUGAAAACAAGAGUUGCAGAAGCACAGGCACCCAUGGAAAGAAAAAAGCCUGAGCCUUUUGGGUAAAACACUGGCGUCUUCAAAGGAAAUGUGGCUUUAAAGUCUGAAAACAAGAGUUGCAGAACUACAAAUAUAGGGCUACCUGUUGGCAGGGCAAAUAUUGGUCACCCCAUAAUGAAUGAUAACAAUAGACAAGGUAUUCGUGUUCGUCCCAGCAUGCCAAACACUUCUGCUUUGUUCUCUUGUGUAGACUCAACUGACAUGCAGAUGGUACAUCAACCUUACAUUUAUCUGAACUUCUCAUUAAUUGAUUAAUAAGUUCAGAUUGUUGUGCCUCCUAUUGUCACGGACUUGUAGAUUUAUUAGAUCACAGACAAACGUUUGUCUUGGACAACAUUGCCUAGCUCCUGGUGUCUUUAACAGCUGUCUCCUGUAAACCAUUUUGUCCAAAAUUAUGAAAUCUGUGACAUUUAAGCUACAUUUUGCCAUUUCAGUCAAUUUAUCAUAUGGAUUUUUUUUUUCUGAUAUUGUCCAGAUCUAGUUGGGCAUACAGUAUGCAUUAACAAAAUGUCUGAUCAAAUAUAUUUAUGGAAAACCAAUUAACUGAUUUUAGGGGACAGACUAGCUUCAAAAUGCCAGUUUGAUCCCUGGCAGUCACAUCUUUGGUUAGCCUUUAAUGACAGUCGCUGUAGACGUUUUUGUAGAAGUGCCUCAACUUUACAGCUCUUAAAUGUUCAUAUGUACAUUGUUUUUAGUCUAUUUUGAAAUAAAAUUGUAUUAUAAUACA
Molecule: messenger RNA, 4249 nt
Organism: Oncorhynchus kisutch (coho salmon)
Lineage: Eukaryota; Metazoa; Chordata; Actinopteri; Salmoniformes; Salmonidae
Product: EH domain-containing protein 1-like
Exons: 5
Coding region: 1175-2761 (528 amino acids)
Biological process (GO): endosomal transport; endocytosis
Cellular component (GO): plasma membrane; cytoplasm
Molecular function (GO): GTP binding; protein binding; calcium ion binding
Source: RefSeq, a predicted model, not a curated record